Molecule: messenger RNA, 711 nt
Organism: Salvia hispanica
Lineage: Eukaryota; Viridiplantae; Streptophyta; Magnoliopsida; Lamiales; Lamiaceae
Product: CASP-like protein 2D1
Source: RefSeq, a predicted model, not a curated record
AUAUUUCAGCAACACAUCUGUCAAUUUCCAGCCCAACCGAUAUCAUAUCAUAAUCACUUUCUCUCUCUAAUAUUUCUCCUCCUUAUAUUUGGAGCUCAGUUUCAGUGUAGCACAAAUUUAAAGGAGAUGAAUGCAUCCGACCUCAAACUGGUGGAUUUCUCGCUGAGGCUGUUUGUUAUCCCUUUCAACAUUGCUUCCAUUUGGAUCGCCAUCAACAACAGUCAGGAUAACUCCGACUAUGGUAAAUUGGAGUUCCAUGACUUCGUCGGCCUCAAAUAUAUGGUUUGCGUGAGUGCAAUUGCUGCUGUGUAUGCUUUGUUUGCUGCUGUUUCUUCAUAUCUCAGAUGCUUGCUCACUAAAGCCUGGCUCUUCUUCGUUACUGAUCAGGUGCUGGCAUACUUAAUGGUGACAUCAGUGGCAGCAUUGGUGGAGUUUCUAUACUUGGCCUACAAUGGUGAUCAAAUGGUGUCAUGGAGUUCAGGCUGUGUUUCUUAUGGGAAAUUCUGUAGCAGAUUGAAGAUAGCAUUGAUUCUUCAUGUAAUUGCUGUCUGCUGUUUCCUGGUUUUAGCACUCAUUUCUGCUUAUAGGCUGUUUAGAAGAUUUGACCCACCUUAUGUUCCUUCUAAAGACCCCCUACAAGAUAGGACUUAAUUAAUUCACCCACUAAUGUUGUUUACUCGGACUUCCCUAUCUAUCUAUUUUUUUCCACUA